AAAUGGAGRUCGAAGGGGAAAGUACACAAACACAGCAAAUGAUCCUGUGUUGUAACUGUGGUGCUCCGACACCRCCGAACUCGGCAAACAUGUGUGUUGGUUGCAUACGAACGCAAGUGGAUAUUACAGAAGGAAUCCCUAAACAGAGUUCACUUUACUUUUGUAAAGGAUGUGAGCGCUACCUCCAGCCACCAUCAACAUGGACAAGUUGUGCUCUAGAGUCUAGAGAACUGCUUGCUAUCUGCUUGAAGAAAUUAAAAGGUCUUAACAAGGURCGCUUGGUUGAUGCAGGCUUCGUCUGGACUGAACCACAUUCUAAACGAAUCAAAGUCAAGCUUACUAUYCAGAAAGAGGUAAUGAACUCAACCAUUUUACAGCAAGUGUUUGUGGUGGAAUAUGUUGUCCAGUCACAGUUGUGUGAUGCUUGCCACAGAAGAGCAGCCCAAGACUUUUGGAAAGCCACAGUACAAGUCAGACAAAAAACAAGUCACAAAAAGACUUUCUUUUAUCUGGAACAGCUGAUUAUAAAACACAACAUUCAUGAGAAAGCUGUCAAAGUCAAGCAAGAAUCAGAUGGAGUUGAUUUCUUUUAUGCCUCUAAACAAGAUGCAAGAAAGUUUGUGGAGUUUUUACAAUCUGUGGUUCCAUGUCGGUACAAGACGUCAGAAAARCUUAUAUCUCAUGACAUUCAUAAUAAUACUUACAAUUACAAGUACACAUUCUCUGUGGAAAUUGCAUCRGUUUGUAGGGAAGAGAUUGUUUGCUUGCCAUUAAAGCUUGCAAGAUCUUUGGGAAAUAUUAGUCAGUUGUUGAUAUGCAACAGAAUAACRACAUCACUACAGCUACUUGACCCUACAACAUUACAGAUGGCAGAACUAUCGGCAAAUUCUUACUGGAGGACUCCAUUCAAGAGYCUUGGUAGUUACAAAAGUUUGUCAGAAUACAUGGUUUUACAGGUUGAACCUGUUGAUGCGAAACAUCGGCACUCGUCAAUGUCAAACCUAAGCACAAAGCAUGUUUUAGCAGAUGUCUGGGUGUCUAGAAUGCAGGAUCUUGGCUCCAAUGAUCAGCAAUAUCACUGUCGUACACAUCUUGGUCUCAUCUUGAAACCUGGYGACAUUGCUUUAGGAUAUGAUUUCACAAGUACAAAUAUCAAUGAYGAUAAUCUGAAUAAAAUGAGCUCUGACAAGAUYCCAGAUGUGAUUUUAGUAAAGAAAUGUUUUGGUGACAAGAAAAGAAGACGUAGAGCACGCAACUGGAAGCUAAAAAUACUUGACAAAGAAUUAGCAAAGGAUGUUAACCCAGACAACAUGCAACGGGAUUAUGAUGAAUUUUUAGCUGACCUUGAAGAAGACCAAGAUUACAGGAAGCAAGUCAAUAUCUAUGUUGGUACAUUUACUAAUUAAAUAAUCAUUUCUAAUAAUAAAUGAUUGUUCACAAAACCGUGCUUCCUUCGUCGUAUCCUCGAGGCUUUUAAAGCUUUC
This is a messenger RNA of Exaiptasia diaphana, 1484 nucleotides long. RefSeq names its product 60S ribosomal export protein NMD3. The record is from RefSeq and is a predicted model, not a curated record. Gene Ontology annotation, biological process: ribosomal large subunit export from nucleus. Gene Ontology annotation, molecular function: ribosomal large subunit binding. Gene Ontology annotation, cellular component: cytoplasm; nucleus. Lineage: Eukaryota; Metazoa; Cnidaria; Anthozoa; Actiniaria; Aiptasiidae.